AUGAUGCUUAGUUCUGGAUUCCAGCAAGCAGCAAGCAGCAGCAGCAGCAGCAAUAUACCCGAAUCCAUUCCCACUGUGAGUAUACAUAAACGACAAAAAACAGAUCAUGUACCUCCGGAAACACCAUUGCCAACGGACCACCAAGUCGAUGACGAUGAUGAUAUGUUUGGAGAUGAUAUUGCUUUGGAUGAAUUGGACCUAUCUGCCAUUGUUAACAAUGCCAGUAAAAAACCAGACAUGGCAAUGAGUAGUGAUAUGUUUGACGAUCUGGACAUGGAUGAAUUAAAUGACUUGAUUCAAGCAGAGGAAGCAAGGCCCUCACAACCGCCAUCAAACACCCUUGCUUCAAGAGAAAAGAGACGGAAAUUCCUUCGAUAUCUAGUAGCCAGCAUGACAAGUCAAAUCUAUGUUAUGGAUGAAACAAGGUACACUGAAAAGGUUCUUGUAUUGAUCCAAGAAGACGAAAACCGUGCCAUCACCGCUAAAUUACGACAAGAAUGGGAGCAAACUCGAGUUGUGGUGGGCGAUGUGGUUCAUAUACCUUAUACAACAAACCUGAAAGAGAUCAUCAUUGACAACCAAAAGAACUUUAUUGUGGUUCAUCCAGAUCGACUGAUUUCAUGUACGGCCGUCGCUGAUAGUUACUCAUGUCUUCGCAAAUCAGUUUUGCAGCUCAAAGUGAAAGGUGUCAGCGAAUACACAGAGGCACUUGUUCACGGCAACAUUAUUCACGCCGUCUUGCAAAAUGCACUGCAAACUGGAGAUUUUUCAGUGUCAAGCAUCAAGAGACAAAUGAAGAGCGUCAUUGCCAACUCGCUGGAGGAUCUAUACGCUAUGGAUCAAGAUGAAAAAACGGCAUUGGACAUUUUGAUGGAGUAUGCAGACCACAUUCAUGCAUUUGGCACGAAAUAUGUAAACGAGUAUCCACGGCCUGAUGCGCGGGUCAGCAAGAACAUGGGCAUGAAUCCCGAGGCCGAGAUGGGGUGUACGUCUGUGUCGAUCUGCAAAGUGUUGGAUAUCGAGGAGCAUUUAUGGAGUCCCACUUUUGGCCUAAAGGGCAUGGUGGAUGCCUCUGUUCAGCUUAGAUUGAGUCCAACCAACAAGGUCUUGACAGUGCCAUUUGAACUAAAGACUGGAAAAGUGGCAAAGUUCAUCACCAAUCGUGCGCAGACAUUACUCUACACGCUGUUGAUGAGUGAUCGAUACGAUGUUGAGAUUGGAGCCGGUAUACUGUACUAUUCCAAAGUUAACAGCCUGUACCUGAUUCCAUCAUCCAGAAACGACCUGCGUUCAUUGAUCAUGGCACGCAACUACCUGGCCAUUGCCUGCAGUAGUGAAAGUCUGCCACCAAUGCUCAGAAACAGCCAUACAUGUCAGUACUGUUAUAUCAACGACGCCUGUACGCUAUAUCACAAGGCUGUGGAAAAUGGAAACGGAACAACCAGUGGCCUUUACAAAUUAUUUGACGACAAGACAGACCACAUGACGGAAUCCACCAGCAGCUUUUUCAAGCAUUGGUGGGAGUUGAUAGAUCAAGAGGAAACCGACAUUGAUUACAUACGAAAAGACAUUUGGAGCCAGCCUGCCGAGAUACGUGAAUUGUCGGGUCGCUGCUUGGCCAGCAUGGAACUCAAUUUGGCUGCCAGUAGUGUGGAUCCUCAAAUAGAGCAAUGGAAAUACUGCUUCACACGUAAUCCUAGCCAGAUGGAGCAGCGCCCUUUGCUCUGCAACAUAUCCGUGGGUGAUCCUGUUGUCGUGUCCAGCAUGCAGGGUCAUAUUAACUUGGCGUUAGGGUUUGUUAGCAGCAUAUCAACAACUGAAAUCGUGCUGGAUCUCAAUGAACCCUUAAGAAACCCACCACAACUGGGGUCAUCCACAUUUGACGCGCUCAACAACCAAGACUUCCAUUCGUUCAUUCGUUUCAAAGAGGAUGUCCACAGCUAUUACUCGCUGAUGAACGUUCAAUACAGAAUAGACAAGGAUGACAUGUCGUCUGGUAUGGCCAUGCUUCGCAACAAUCUUGUCAUGCUGACAGCAAAAUCCAACAACAGCUCUUCAAAUGACAGAUUGCGUGAACUCAUUAUUGAUCUCAAAAAGCCCAAUUACCACGCAACUACACCCCAUGUACCUCCCACACCCCACAUGAACCCAGAUCAACGAAAAGCACUGAUACGUGUGGUACAGGCAGACGAUUACAGUUUGAUUUUGGGCAUGCCAGGCACGGGUAAGACAACGACGACAGCAGAAAUCAUCAACUACUUGGUGCGUCACAACAAGACAGUGCUGGUCGCUGCUUAUACGCAUACUGCUUUGGAUAACGUUUUGAUGAAAGUGCGAGAGCAUGGUGUCGAUGUCUUGAGAUUGGGUAACUUGGACAAGGUGAUGCCGGCCAUGAGGGAUUGCGUGCCAUCCAGCAGUAGCUCCAUCACAACAGUCAAGGAAAUGAGAGAACUGUAUGACAGUAAGAAGGUGGUUGGUGUUACGUGCCUUGGUAUUGGACAUGUCUUGUUGCAGAAACGAGAGUUUGAUUACUGCAUCAUAGAUGAAGCAUCGCAGAUCACACUACCCACAUGCAUUGGGCCUCUUCGUUACGCCAAAAGAUUUGUGCUCGUAGGCGAUGUCUAUCAACUGCCACCCAUUGUGCGCAACAAGGAAGCAAAUGAAGCUGGAUUAGAUAAAUCGCUAUUUGCCAUCUUGGCUGAAGCAAGACCCGAGUCCAUCAGUUAUUUAGAGUACCAGUACCGUAUGAACAGAGACAUUAUGGAUGUAUCCAACGCGCUGAUUUAUGACGGCAAACUCAAGUGCGGUAACCAUCAGGUAGCAUCCAGGACGCUGCAACUACCACAACUGGACGCUGGAUUGAAUUCCAUGCAUGAGCACAGUCAGUGCCAGAGCAAAUAUUGCUGGUUGGCAUCCGUGCUGAAUCCCAGUAGAAAGGUCGUUUUUGUCGAUACGGAUGAGAUGAAGUGCAAGGAAAGUCGACCCCUAGGCAGUUUUCUACAGAACGAAGGCGAAGCACAGUUGAUCCAACAGGUAGCUGAGACGCUGCUCAAAAGUGGUUUGGAUGAGGACGAUUUAGCUGUGAUUUCAGUGUACAGAUCGCAACUGCGCGUCAUUUCUCAAUUGCUAAAGACGAAGAAAAGCAUUGAAAUUGCCACAAUUGACAAGUAUCAAGGCAGAGAUAAAGACUGUGUAUUGAUCUCGUUGGUACGUAACAACAACCAAGGCAACGCUGGUGAUCUUUUGAGAGAUUGGCGUCGACUUAAUGUGGCCAUCACGCGUGCAAAAAGUAAAUUGGUGUUGUUUGGUUCUGCUUCUACCUUGAGAGCAUCUGCGCUCUACAGUCAAUUAUUGGAUUCGUUUGAACAAAAGGGCUGGUUGUGCAAAGUGCCGGAAAAUGCACAAGUACUUCACAAGCGACAGGGUCCAACAGCAGCAGCAUCAGCAGCAGCAACACAGGCCCAAAAUGAGAACGAGCCUGUUCUAUUGACACCGAAAGAAAAGAAACCACCUAAAUCAUUUCUGCCUACACAUGCUAUUCUAAAGAAGAAUGAGAUUUUGCAGGAUUUGUACAGCAAUGCACUUUAA
Mucor velutinosus is the source of this 3588-nucleotide messenger RNA. RefSeq lists its product as uncharacterized. Gene Ontology annotation, biological process: replication fork reversal. Gene Ontology annotation, cellular component: cytoplasm. Bases 1 to 3588 code for a protein of 1195 amino acids. Gene Ontology annotation, molecular function: 5'-flap endonuclease activity; single-stranded DNA helicase activity. Lineage: Eukaryota; Fungi; Mucoromycota; Mucoromycetes; Mucorales; Mucoraceae. The transcript has 6 exons. The record is from RefSeq and is a predicted model, not a curated record.